Molecule: messenger RNA, 438 nt
Organism: Venustampulla echinocandica
Lineage: Eukaryota; Fungi; Ascomycota; Leotiomycetes; Helotiales; Pleuroascaceae
Exons: 1
Coding region: 1-438 (145 amino acids)
Source: RefSeq, a predicted model, not a curated record
AUGUCUUACCGCAUCACCGAACCACACCCGACCGUGUCCAAGUACACAUACUCUGGUCGUGGCGGCGCCGGGAACACCUUCAAGGCUCCCAAGACAACUAAAGGGUCCAUCGCCCAAGGGCCCGCCUCUCACUUCGAGCAUGGCCUCCCAUCCACCAGCUCCAAGUUCAUCAGCGGCCGAGGAGGUGCAGGAAACGUCCACGACGGCUCUGAGCGCCCCGUUUUCUCCUUCGACGAGGAGCUCGAACGCCAAAACACCCGCGAGAACACGCCUGGUGCAUAUCAUGUGGGCCGAGGGGGCGCCGGAAACAGAACGAGCACCAUCCCAAACCCCUCACGCAAGUCCUCCAGCGACUCGGCCAGCUCGACGAACAGUGCGGCGAGCAGCCGCAGCAGCGGAUUCCUGCACCGUCUUAGCCAAACCUUUGAUCGCCGCUAA